Alternaria viburni is the source of this 2655-nucleotide messenger RNA. RefSeq lists its product as uncharacterized. Gene Ontology annotation, molecular function: cysteine-type carboxypeptidase activity; cysteine-type deubiquitinase activity; K48-linked deubiquitinase activity. Gene Ontology annotation, biological process: protein K48-linked deubiquitination. The transcript has a single exon. Bases 1 to 2655 code for a protein of 884 amino acids. NCBI's taxonomy places the organism in Eukaryota, Fungi, Ascomycota, Dothideomycetes, Pleosporales, Pleosporaceae. The record is from RefSeq and is a predicted model, not a curated record. Gene Ontology annotation, cellular component: cytosol; cell periphery.
AUGGUGCUACGAAAGUCCGACGAAGCCGACGACGUCGUUCCAGCGCCGCUGUCCAAAGCGAUACCCCCGUAUCCCACGACGCCCUCUGACGAGCACCCGCCUGCCUUUCCCGUAUCGCCCGAGCGUGCCGUGAACCCGCCCAGCACAAGCAAGUCGCCAGCGUUCAACAUCAAGACGCCCGAGGAGACGCGACUUCCCGACGACAAGCACGAGAGCGACUCGGACCUGAGCGAAGACGAGUGGAACCAGUCGGAUGAUGACUUCGAAGACAUCAACCACAACGACGUGCCUGCCGCCCUGAAGCCGGCUGCUGGAAAAAGGCCACCUGUGCCAAGUACAACACACAUCACCAGCGGCCUUCCCGAUGCUUUGAGGCCAGGGCCGCCGGCAGGUAUCCCCAUCAAGCGCUCACAGGAAAGCAUCUCGGCCACGCCCACCGGUGCCAGCGCGGCUUCCUACGGCGCAGCCAGCACCGUGUCCGAGCAGUCGAAUGGCUCCAUCCCGCUGAAGACCAACAACCCCUACCUGAAGAUGCAGACGACUGGACAGAACAGCUGGGACGGAGAGAGCAGCCAGGCUAUCUGGGGCGAUGCGCCGAGCCACGCCCACAAGUACGAGGCGCCCGUCGAGCUCCCGGCCUUCCAGACGCCAAGUACCCCCACCCACGACAUGAAGAACCUUGGACUAGAUGACCAUGCCCCGUCUACGCAGUCGACAGCACCAGUAGAGCCGCCUGUCAUUGCUGUGAACUCACCUACACCCCGGUCGGAGCAUGCAGACACCUCCCUCGAUACGAAUCCAUGGGAACCCGCCUCGCACGAUGCUCAUACUGACACUGUACCCUGGACGGCACCGCCAAGCGAUGCAGCUGCCCGUAAUGAAAGCUCACACAACAUUCCCGCCCCAAUCAUUUCAAAUGCGAAUAUCGUAGAGCAAUCGCCUCUUCCACCUCAAUACACGCCCGAGCAAACACCACCCUCAUCCGAAGAACCUCCACCUGCGCUGCCGCCAAGAAGGUCGCACGAGGAUAUGGCGCCUGCAAUGCCUCCUAGACCUAUCGACACAGGUAUCGGUUCGUCCGCUCCUCCUGGCUUGGAAUCGCCCAAUACGACAAUGGAGAGACAGAGGAAGGAACACUACCAAAUCAAGCACAUUCGCUGGCUUGACCACACGAUCGAGGACAUGCGCGUCUCGCCCAUCCUGACGCAGAACCUGAAUGGCCCCUGCCCUUUGCUGGCUUUGGUCAACGCACUAGUCCUUUCGACUCCUGCUAGGCUUGACACUGCGCUUGUUGAGACAUUACGCACACGCGAGACAGUCAGCCUGGGACUACUGCUUGAUGCCGUCUUCGACGAGUUGAUGUCCGGUAGACGGGGUGAUGCUGCGCAAGCUCUCCCCGACGUGAGCGAGUUGUACAAGUUCCUCCUCGCUCUCCACACAGGUCUCAAUGUCAACCCCAUGUUUGUCCCGGACUCCAACACCCCGGAUGCACAAUCCACGCUCACGAGCCGAGCUGGCGCUUUUGAGAACACUCAGGACAUGAAGUUGUACCGCACUUUCAACAUCCCACUGAUGCAUGGAUGGCUGCCCGAAGCUGGAUCCGACGCUUAUGCUGCCUUCAGUCGCGUAGCAGCGUCAUACGAAACAUCACAGUUUGUACAGUUCCAGGAGGAGGAGUUGAACGCGAAGUUAGGGGCGGGCGAGUCUCUGAACGAGGACGAGCAACAGAUGUUUACGGACAUCCACGCCAUCAAAGAGUUCUUGAUGCGUUGGCCAACUCAGCUGACCGACCAUGGUUUGAAGGUCAUUCGCGAUAACCUCCAGCCCGGUCAAGUCGCUAUCCUGUUCCGAAACGACCACUUUUCGACGCUCUGCAAGAACCCUCGCAAUGGCGAGCUCGUCACUCUCGUCACAGACCAGGGCUACUCCACCCACGACGAAAUUGUCUGGGAGUCUCUUACCGACGUCAACGGCCAAGGUAGCCAGCUCUUCUCCGGCGACUUCCGCUCCGUCGACAACAGCAACACAUCCGGCCUACAAGACCAGCACCAACCUUCCAGCGUCGACAACGGCCAAGGCUGGACCACCGUCCCCGCCCGCCGCGGCAACGCACAAUCCAACAUCCCCCAAGACACCGACGUCACCUCCCCGGAAGCGCUCAGCCGCGCCGAACAAGAAGACCACGACCUCGCCCUAGCCCUCCAGCUCCAAGAAGAAGAAGAAGACCGCGAGCGCCGCGAAACGGAACAACGAAACUCCCGCAACAACCAACUCUCCAUGGACGCUAUAAACGCUCCUCCCCAGCCGCCGCGAAACCAGCAGAACCCUGUCAUUCCACCCCGCCGUAACAAUAAUAUUACGGGGCAUAGACCUGCUGGGGAAGCGGCUCCGCCGCCGUUGUACGAGGAGGCUAUCACAAGUCCGCAAUAUGUGCCUCCGGCUGGGCAUCCCGCGAGUGCGCAGGCGCCGGUGCCGGGGCAGGGUGGCAGUGCGUAUCAGAGUACGAGUGGCGGGUUGCCGGCGCUGCCUGGCGCGGGGAGGGGCAGGCAUGGUAAUGUUUUGCCUGGACGGAUGGGCGGAGGGAGGAGACCGAGUCAGGGGCAGCAGGGACAGGGGCAGGGACAGGAGGAGAGGGAUAAGUGCGUUGUUAUGUAG